Lineus longissimus is the source of this 1215-nucleotide messenger RNA. RefSeq lists its product as uncharacterized. The record is from RefSeq and is a predicted model, not a curated record. Gene Ontology annotation, molecular function: nucleic acid binding. Gene Ontology annotation, biological process: DNA integration. Lineage: Eukaryota; Metazoa; Nemertea; Pilidiophora; Heteronemertea; Lineidae. The coding region runs from base 1 to 1215 and encodes 404 amino acids. The transcript has a single exon.
AUGGAUAAGGAUGUAGAAACAUGUGUAAAACACUGCCAUUUGUGCCAACUGGUGGGUCCAAGGCCCAGGCCGGUGCCAAUCAGGCCUACUGCACUGCCUGAGGGCCCAUGGUUUGACAUAGCCAUAGAUCUGUUAGAUAUCUCCAAUGGAGACCAUUUGCUUGUAAUCACUGAUUAUUAUAGUCGAUGGCCUGAGAUUGUGUUUCUGAAGAAGACAGAUGCCACACGUGUGAUCAGAGCUCUAGAAUCGGUUUUCCUCACCCAUGGAAUUCCUUAUUCAGUACGGUCAGACAAUGGACCGCCUUUCAAAUCACGUGAAUUUGAAGCUUUCUUAGACUACCUAGACAUUGAUCACAGGUGCAGCAUACCUUACUUGCCUCAGAGCAAUGGGAACGUCGAACGUGCAAAUGAGACUUUGUUGAAAAUCAUUCGAAUUGCGAAGCUUGAAGGGAAAGAUUGGCGUAAAGAGGUUGAGAAAUUCCUGUUUGACUAUAGGACGACGCCACAUACACAGACGGGUGUAUCUCCAGCCAGAGCACUAAUGGGUAGAGAGUUGAAAUGUAGACUUCCAAAACUGAGGGUUGAGCCAAAUAGAGAGGUUACUGAAUCAGAUUGGCAAGCAAAGUUUAGGGAGCGUGAUGCAAUCUCCAAACUUUGGCAGAAACAGUAUGCGGACAGCCGUAGAAACGCUGAAAUUUCUGAGUUGAAACCUGGUGACAAAGUGUUGCUCUUAGAAAAUUUCCGUAAGAACAAGCUGAUGCCUAAUUAUGAGGUUGAACCAUAUGAGAUUGUUGAGAAAGUGAGCGGUGCUGUUUUGCUCAAGAAUUCAAAAGGUGUAAAAUUGAGAGCAUUGAACCAUGUCAAGAAGUAUCACUCAAGCAUGUCUGAAUCCAGUGUAACAGUGGACACAACUUCUGAGAGUUCUCAAAUUCAAUCUGGGGAAUCUCCUAGAGAUUCAAACAUCACUGGUGAAGUUAGAGUACAGGAGCGGCCUGAAGUCUCUGAGACUCAGAGCAGCCCUGAGCUGGUUUUGCAUGAACCAGAUUUGUCUCCUGUUGAGACAACAGUUGUCACAACCACUGAAACUGUGGACACUUCUGAGAUCCCAGUUGCACCUCCUGAAAACUCUCAGCCAGUUGAGCCUGUUGAACCAGUGAGAAGGUCAACUAGGGUCAGGACUACACAUAGUCGAUGGAAGGAUUAUGUGGAGAAGUAA